AUGGAGGUUCCGCCUUUCCAUCCCGGACCUACCACGCUAGAGCUACUGUUGCUACAAGGCGAGCAUAGGUCGUCUUACAUAUGGGAGGGACAAUUACUGGCCCAGAUGUUCCCCGCCAGGAGAGUAGACGAUAUGUGGGACUUUCUUAGGGCCCAUCCUCUCCAUCCCUGUAUAGUCAGACGCCUCCAGGAUACGGGUUUUUAUAGGAUUGUAGAGAUCGGCCGGCUGCAGCUGGAUUGGUCAUUGAUCACGGCCCUAAUAGAGCGGUGGCGGCCGGAGAAGCACACAUUCCAUUUGUCCAUUGGCGAGGCCACUAUCACACUUCAGGACGUGGAGGUCCUGUAUGGGCUGCCCGUUGAUGGACACCCUGUUGCUUUGCAGAAUGCCAUCAGAGACUAUAUGGGUUUGCAGUACCUGGAGAUGCUGCAGCGGCUCACCGGUUUCCAACCACCGGAUAAGACUGCAUUGAUUGGGGCUAGUCGUUUGCAGUUGACGCCCGUCCGGCAGUAUUUGGAGGCGAUGCACGCUGACAUCACAGAUGAUACACCGGAGCUUCAUAUUCAUCGGUACAUGAGCUGGGGUGCUGUUGUUCUUGGUUACUUGUACAGGCAGAUGUGCCUGGCGAGCAUGGGCACCCAGCGAGACGUUGCAGGAUUUUUGCCGCUGCUGCAGUUGCAGCCACCUCUACCACCCUUAGCACCGGAUGCACCACUUCCGUUUCUCCCUUUAGCUAGGAAGUGGGUUGGUAGGGGAGCAUAUGGACGAGAGUAUGAGGCUCGACAUAAUCAUCCCUAUUGCAGGGAUUUGUUGGAUUUGCUGGAGGGCGCACAG
This is a messenger RNA of Nicotiana tabacum (common tobacco), 831 nucleotides long. The record is from RefSeq and is a predicted model, not a curated record. NCBI's taxonomy places the organism in Eukaryota, Viridiplantae, Streptophyta, Magnoliopsida, Solanales, Solanaceae.